Nomascus leucogenys (northern white-cheeked gibbon) is the source of this 2583-nucleotide messenger RNA. RefSeq names its product THO complex subunit 5 (gene THOC5). NCBI's taxonomy places the organism in Eukaryota, Metazoa, Chordata, Mammalia, Primates, Hylobatidae. Gene Ontology annotation, biological process: mRNA export from nucleus; positive regulation of DNA-templated transcription, elongation. Gene Ontology annotation, cellular component: THO complex part of transcription export complex. The record is from RefSeq and is a predicted model, not a curated record. Gene Ontology annotation, molecular function: mRNA binding.
ACCUUUGCUCCGCCUCCGGAAGUGGUUUGCUCCCGGUGCCAAGUUCGCGGAGCUGCGAGGUGUUCAGCAUUAUUUAAGAUCACCUAUGCAUCAUCUGAAGCCACAAUCCCAGGUCAUCUUCAUCACCUUCCCCAGUGGAAUGCCUCCUGUGUUAAAGCCCACAACAACCCCUGUGGUCUCUGCCGUUUCCUCCUGACAUCGAGGAACAACCAUGUCAUCAGAAUCGAGCAAAAAACGGAAGCCCAAAGUGAUCCGAAGCGAUGGAGCCCCAGCUGAAGGAAAGCGGAAUCGAUCUGACACGGAGCAGGAAGGUAAAUACUACAGUGAGGAGGCCGAGGUGGAUCUGCGGGACCCUGGCAGAGACUAUGAGUUAUACAAGUACACCUGCCAGGAGCUACAGAGGCUGAUGGCCGAGAUCCAAGACCUGAAGAGCAGGGGUGGCAAGGAUGUGGCAAUCGAAAUAGAAGAACGGAGGAUCCAGAGCUGUGUGCAUUUCAUGACUCUAAAGAAGCUUAACCGAUUAGCCCACAUCAGGUUGAAGAAAGGAAGAGAUCAGACCCACGAGGCUAAGCAGAAAGUAGAUGCCUAUCACCUGCAGCUCCAGAACCUGUUGUAUGAGGUGAUGCACCUACAGAAGGAGAUCACCAAAUGUUUGGAAUUUAAGUCAAAGCAUGAAGAAAUUGAUCUGGUCAGUUUAGAGGAGUUUUAUAAGGAGGCUCCACCAGAUAUCAGCAAGGCCGAAGUCACCAUGGGAGACCCUCACCAGCAAACACUGGCACGUCUGGACUGGGAGCUGGAGCAGCGGAAAAGGCUGGCAGAGAAGUACCGAGAGUGCCUAUCCAACAAGGAGAAGAUUCUCAAGGAGAUUGAGGUGAAGAAGGAGUACCUGAGCAGCCUCCAGCCCCGCCUCAACAGCAUCAUGCAGGCUUCCCUUCCGGUGCAGGAGUACCUGUUUAUGCCGUUUGACCAGGCUCACAAGCAGUAUGAGACAGCCAGACACCUGCCGCCUCCCCUCUAUGUCCUCUUUGUUCAGGCCACUGCAUAUGGGCAGGCCUGUGCUCAUAUGAAAUCCUCCCAGCCCCCUAGACAGGAUAAGACGUUAUCUGUGGCAAUCGAAGGCAGUGUGGAUGAAGCCAAGGCUCUGUUCAAGCCUCCAGAGGACUCCCAAGAUGACGAGAGUGACUCGGAUGCCGAGGAGGAGCAGACCACGAAACGCCGGAGACCCACGCUAGGGGUUCAGUUGGACGACAAACGCAAGGAGAUGCUGAAGAGGCACCCACUGUCUGUCAUGCUCGACCUGAAGUGCAAAGAUGACAGUGUGCUUCACCUGACUUUCUACUACCUCAUGAACCUCAACAUCAUGACAGUAAAAGCCAAAGUGACAACUGCCACGGAGCUGAUCACCCCCAUCAGUGCAGGUGACUUGCUGUCUCCUGACUCAGUCCUGAGUUGCUUGUAUCCUGGGGAUCAUGGAAAGAAAACUCCGAAUCCAGCCAAUCAGUAUCAGUUUGAUAAAGUUGGCAUCCUGACUUUGAGCGACUAUGUACUUGAGCUAGGUCACCCCUAUUUGUGGGUACAGAAGCUGGGUGGCCUCCACUUCCCCAAAGAGCAGCCCCAGCAAACAGUGAUUGCUGACCACUCGCUGAGCGCCAGCCACAUGGAGACCACCAUGAAACUUCUGAAGACCAGGGUGCAGUCCCGCCUGGCCCUCCACAAACAGUUUGCAUCCCUAGAACAUGGCAUUGUGCCAGUUACCAGUGAUUGCCAGUACCUCUUCCCUGCCAAGGUUGUCUCUCGCCUGGUGAAAUGGGUGACAGUUGCCCAUGAGGAUUACAUGGAGCUGCAUUUCACCAAAGACAUUGUGGAUGCGGGACUGGCUGGGGACACCAAUCUCUACUACAUGGCACUCAUCGAAAGGGGCACAGCCAAACUGCAGGCCGCUGUGGUGUUGAACCCUGGCUACUCCUCCAUCCCACCUAUUUUCCAGCUCUGUUUGAACUGGAAAGGGGAGAAAACCAACAGCAACGAUGACAACAUUCGGGCCAUGGAGGGCGAAGUCAAUGUGUGCUACAAGGAGCUGUGUGGCCCUUGGCCCAGCCACCAGCUGUUGACCAACCAGCUGCAGCGGCUGUGUGUACUGCUGGAUGUUUACCUGGAGACCGAGAGCCAUGACGACAGUGUGGAGGGGCCCAAGGAAUUUCCCCAGGAGAAGAUGUGUCUGCGGCUCUUCAGGGGUCCCAGCAGGAUGAAGCCGUUUAAAUACAACCAUCCUCAGGGAUUCUUCAGCCAUCGCUGACCUCCCACCCAGCCUGUUGUUUCCCCCAAGGCCUCACCCUGAGCACUGGGCUUCUGCUUUCUGCUCUGGCCCACAUGUGACUCUUGAUAUUCUCCAAAGACACCAGCCGAUUAAAAAGCAUCACCUGAGUGGCCUUUGUCUGUGGUUCCUGGCAGUGGCUUUGCAGUCUGGAAGGGCAGGUGGGGGAGCUGUGACACGGUGUGAAAAAGCAUUUGUAGAGAGACUUUUUCUCAGCAGCCAAGAAAAGCAGAGUGGAAAAAGAUUCCAAUUCUGCAGAGAGAUGCUCA